AUGGCUGAAGAAUCAAAAGCUGAAGGAAAUACCUCUUAUGGGCAAUGCUAUUUAGAUGCUGCUGUACAAAUUCUCUAUAACACUGUUCCUUUUAGAAGCUCUUUUCCAACCUCAAAACAUCUAUCAAAUGAAGUAUCUCAAGAGCUUCAUAGGAUUUUUAUUAAGAUGAGAAAUGGAAAUAAAGACUUUUGCAGUUCAGCAAGCCUUAAGAAAGCAUUAAUUAGCAGGUAUGGUAAAGUAUUUGAUAAUGAAAAAGGCUAUGAGCCUGCAAGCACAAUUACUUAUAUGCUACGGUCUCUCUAUAAAGAUCGAAAAACAGAAAUUAAAACCUACCAAGAAAUGGCUCAUGCUAAAUUUGGGAACUGGCCAAAAGGUAUGAAUAUUAAUGACAGUUUAAUUAAAGUAUGGGGCUUUGAGUACUUUUUACAUUAUGACGCAGAACCAGGAGUAUUUUCUUUAAAAAUUCUGCCAAAAUCAGUAUCAUGGAUCAGCCAUGAAAAACAAUUUUCUGUAAAAACUGAUAAUUUCCCUGAAAUUGUCAUGAUUGAAGGGAAAAUGAACACAAACGAGGAUAUGUGAGAAAGUGUUUUAAAUAGCGAAAAAGAAUGAUACUCAAAAGAGCAUAAAGGUUUUUAUAAGCUAACUGGAGUGAUAUUUUACACAAAGCAGCAUUUUCUAGCAGCUUAUUAUUCAGAAGACAGGAAAAAAUGAACCAAAAUAGAUAAUCGAGAUCUUGAAGAAACUGAUGAAUUUUUAGAUUUUUUGAAGGAUGAUAGUCUUAAGCCAAUAUUCCUUAUUUUUACAUGGACUGCAAAAGCUGUUGAACCUGAUGAAACUCUACCAAAUGAAAUUUCAGAAGAGUUGACAAAGCAGGAUUCAUUUCUUACAAUCGAUUUCGUGCGGCCUGACAAAGAGCAGCUCUCUAUCGAAGAACCAAAUAUAGAGCUGCUUUCGGCCGAGCAACCAACUACAGAGCAGCCAUCUAUUGGGCAGCAAGAUGUGGAGGAAGUUCAUCAGCAGCCAAAUAUAGAGGAGCCUUCUAUUGAGCAGCAAGGUACAGAACAGCAGUUAAUCGAUUCAUCACAUAUAGAGGAGGCUUCUAUUGAGCAAGUAGCUACAGAGCAACAAGGUGCAGAACAGCAGCUGAUUGAUUCAUCACAUAUAGAGGAGGCUUCUAUUGAGCAAGCAACUAUAGAGCAGCAAUCUAUUGAGCAAUCACUCAUAGAGAAGCCUCCUACAGAGCAAUCAACCAUAGAGAACCAAUCCAUUAUCGAGCAGACAAAUAUAGAGGAGGAGUCUUCUAUCGAGCAAGCAGCUAUAGAGCAACCAUAUAUUGAUAAACCAAGUAUAGAGAGGCCUCUUAUUAAGGAAGCCAAUAUAGAAGAAGUUCCUAUUGAGCAGUCAAGUACAAUACAGGAGCCUUCUAUCGAACAAUUAACUAUAGAGCAACCAUAUAUUGAUAAACCAAGCAUAGAGGAGCCUCUUAUUAAGGAAGCCAACAUAGAAGAAGUUCCUAUUGAGCAGUCAGAUAUAAUACAGGAGCCUUCUGUCGAGCAACUAGCAAUAGAGCAAUCAUAUAUUGAUAAACCAAGUAUAGAGGAGCCUCUUAUUAAGGAAGCUAACAUAGAAGAAGUUCCUAUUGAGCAGCCAGGUAUAAUACAACCUGAAACAGAACCUUUUUAUGGUGAGUCUUAUAUCGAGACUAUUAAUGAGCCUCCUUUUAAUGGCAAUUCGCGCAUAGAAGAAUCAUACCAAUAUGAUGAGCCAUCAUAUUUAUUUUUAAUUGAGAACUUAAAAGAAACAAAUACUCUUGAUCAAGAAAUAAGAUCUGAAGAUUUAAGAAGAAGGAUAAAUAGGACAAAUAUUGCUGAAUGCCAGCAAUGUGGAGCGCUCUAUCCAAUUUAUAUUGGAAAAUGCAUCAAAAAGAAUUGCCAGUAG
Blepharisma stoltei is the source of this 1938-nucleotide messenger RNA. The record is from the annotation of a GenBank genome assembly. NCBI's taxonomy places the organism in Eukaryota, Ciliophora, Heterotrichea, Heterotrichida, Blepharismidae.